Molecule: messenger RNA, 2822 nt
Organism: Symphalangus syndactylus (siamang)
Lineage: Eukaryota; Metazoa; Chordata; Mammalia; Primates; Hylobatidae
Gene: KLHL17
Product: kelch like family member 17
Molecular function (GO): protein binding
Source: RefSeq, a predicted model, not a curated record
GCGAAUCGGCGGCGGGUCCGGCAGCCGAAUGCAGCCCCGCAGCGAGCGCCCGGCCGGCAGGACGCAGAGCCCGGAGCACGGCAGCCCGGGGCCUGGGCCCGAGGCGCCGCCGCCGCCACCGCCGCAGCCGCCGGCACCCGAGGCAGAGCGCACGCGGCCCCGGCAGGCUCGGCCCGCAGCCCCCAUGGAGGGAGCCGUGCAGCUGCUGAGCCGCGAGGGCCACAGCGUGUCCCACAAUUCCAAGCGGCACUACCACGAUGCCUUCGUGGCCAUGAGCCGCAUGCGCCAGCGCGGCCUCCUGUGCGACAUCGUCCUGCACGUGGCCGCCAAGGAGAUCCGUGCGCACAAAGUGGUGCUGGCCUCCUGCAGCCCGUACUUCCACGCCAUGUUCACAAAUGAGAUGAGCGAGAGCCGCCAGACCCACGUGACGCUGCACGACAUCGAUCCUCAGGCAUUGGACCAGCUGGUGCAGUUUGCGUACACGGCUGAGAUCGUGGUGGGCGAGGGCAACGUGCAGACUCUGCUCCCAGCCGCCAGUCUCCUGCAGCUGAAUGGCGUCCGAGACGCCUGCUGCAAGUUCCUACUGAGUCAGCUCGACCCCUCCAACUGCCUGGGCAUCCGGGGCUUUGCCGAUGCGCACUCCUGCAGCGACCUGCUCAAGGCCGCCCACAGGUACGUGCUGCAGCACUUCGUGGACGUGGCCAAGACCGAGGAGUUUAUGCUGCUGCCCCUGAAACAGGCAUCCUCAGGGCUCCCUGGGCCCACAGGACCCUCCCCAGAUCUCAGGUCUGAGGACCCCCACCCCCAGGUGCUGGAACUGGUCUCUAGCGACAGCCUGAACGUGCCUUCCGAGGAGGAGGUCUACCGAGCCGUCCUGAGCUGGGUGAAACAUGACGUGGACGCCCGCAGGCAGCAUGUCCCACGGGUGAGGCGCGGCCCCGGGGGCUCCCACAGCAUCCAGGAGGGCGUGCAGGUGGCUGAGGGCCUGGUGCACCCUGACCUUGCCCGAGUUCAGGGAGUCCGUGGGGGUGAUGCCCCCACCUGUCUGAAGAAGAAUCCGUCACACAGGUGGUACGGGCAUCUGGGGGGUUAUCUCAGCCCUGAUGCCCAGCGUGCCCGAGGGUCCCGCCUGACCUUGGCGUUCCCUGCACCCCAGCUCAUGAAGUGUGUGCGGCUGCCCCUGCUGAGCCGCGACUUCCUGCUGGGCCACGUGGAUGCCGAGAGCCUGGUGAGGCACCACCCUGACUGCAAGGACCUCCUCAUCGAGGCUCUGAAGUUCCACCUGCUGCCCGAGCAGAGGGGCGUCCUAGGCACCAGUCGCACGCGUCCCCGGCGCUGCGAGGGGGCCGGGCCUGUGCUUUUUGCUGUGGGCGGCGGGAGCCUGUUUGCCAUCCACGGAGACUGUGAGGCCUACGACACACGCACCGACCGCUGGCACGUGGUGGCCUCCAUGUCCACGCGCCGGGCCCGGGUGGGAGUGGCUGCGGUGGGGAACCGGCUGUAUGCUGUGGGCGGCUAUGACGGGACCUCAGACCUGGCUACGGUGGAGUCCUACGACCCCGUGACUAACACGUGGCAGCCGGAGGUGUCCAUGGGCACAAGGCGAAGCUGCCUGGGUGUGGCCGCCUUGCACGGACUCCUGUACUCGGCCGGCGGCUAUGACGGGGCCUCCUGCCUGAACAGUGCCGAACGCUACGACCCCCUGACCGGAACGUGGACGUCCGUCGCUGCCAUGAGCACCCGGAGGCGCUAUGUGCGAGUGGCCACGCUUGAUGGGAACCUGUAUGCCGUGGGCGGCUACGACAGCUCCUCACACCUGGCCACUGUGGAGAAGUAUGAGCCCCAGGUGAACGUGUGGUCACCCGUGGCGUCCAUGCUGAGCCGGCGCAGCUCAGCGGGUGUGGCCGUGCUGGAGGGUGCCCUGUACGUGGCAGGGGGCAACGAUGGCACCAGCUGCCUCAACUCGGUAGAGAGAUACAGUCCAAAGGCUGGAGCCUGGGAGAGCGUGGCGCCAAUGAAUAUCCGCAGGAGCACGCAUGACCUGGUGGCCAUGGAUGGCUGGCUGUAUGCCGUGGGGGGUAACGACGGUAGCUCCAGCCUCAACUCCAUCGAGAAGUACAACCCGAGGACCAACAAGUGGGUGGCCGCAUCCUGCAUGUUCACACGGCGCAGCAGUGUGGGCGUGGCGGUGCUGGAGCUGCUCAACUUCCCGCCGCCAUCGUCGCCCACGCUGUCUGUGUCCUCCACCAGCCUCUGACCCACCCACCACCAGAGGCCUGCAGCCUCCCACAUGCCUUAAGGGGGCCGUGGCCCCCACCAGGGACGUCCUGCGCCAUCCGUUCACGUCUCUGUGUCCAUUCCUUUAUGUCUGUAGUUGUUUAUUUAGUUAUUUAUCUUAUUUAUUCAGGGGUGAGCAGUGCUGUGGCCGCCCGUUUAUACCAUUAGCGUCUGGCCCUCCUGCGUGUCCUGCCCUCCACUGCCUGCAUGGGGGGCAGCGGGGAGUGAGGGGGCAGCGGGGAGUGACCAGGUGGGGGCCUCGCCACCCCAGGGCCAUUGCCUGCUCGGACCCUGCAGGCUGCGGAGCAAGAGGCCCUGGGUCUCUCCAAGCAGCUGCAGACCCCAGCUCGAAUUUUGCACACGGCCCUCGCACACGGCGAGGUCCCAGGAAGGGUGGGGAGCAAGUGUCCUUCCUGUCGUCGUCUGCCGUGUGCCAUCUUUCCUGGAUCUUGUAGUGGGUGCACAGGUGUGCACUCGGACCCCACACAGCAAUACGAGCCCAACUUGAACAAUAAACACAUUUCUGGGGCUCCUCAGGCUGAGCA